Messenger RNA from Cydia pomonella (codling moth), 1225 nucleotides. RefSeq names its product 15-hydroxyprostaglandin dehydrogenase [NAD(+)]-like. Gene Ontology annotation, molecular function: oxidoreductase activity, acting on the CH-OH group of donors, NAD or NADP as acceptor. Bases 379 to 1194 code for a protein of 271 amino acids. NCBI's taxonomy places the organism in Eukaryota, Metazoa, Arthropoda, Insecta, Lepidoptera, Tortricidae. The transcript has 6 exons. The record is from RefSeq and is a predicted model, not a curated record. Gene Ontology annotation, cellular component: cytoplasm.
AUAUUUACUAGGCCAAUUGAAUGUGUUAGACGUGCCAUCGCUUUCGCUUAAAAAUGUUAUCAUGGUAUAUAUCACCUCCAAUGAAGUAGAUAAAACUCAUAUUUGUUAUUUACUGAUUCUAAAUCUAAUCUAUUUGGCUUACUUAUUAUUAUAUGACGAAGGAUUGAUCUAGUUGUAUUUUGCACACGGAGCAAGAAAAUUGUGAGUUGUUGUCAUGAGUGAAAAAUAUUUUUUUAUAUACAACGUAGGUGGCAAACAAGCAUAGGGCCGCCUGAUGUUGUAUAGGGCCUGGGAGGUUACAGUGAAAAUCAAAAUCCAAGUCGUCGAAGGGGUUCUCGAAUAUAAUACCCUGAUACCGACGUAAAAUCAAAGAUCAAGAUGAAUGACCUUGAAGACAAGGUAGUGUUAAUCACCGGCGGGGCCAGCGGCGUCGGCUCUGGCGUCGUAAGACUACUAAUGGAAGAAAAAGUUCAGCAUGUAGCCAUACUAGAUAUAGCCAAAGAUGCUGGUGAAGCUUUCCAAGACGAAUUGAACGCGAAGUACGGGCCCGACAAAGUGAAGUUCCACCUGUGUGACAUCACCGAUGAAGAAGUGUUCUUGCUCAUCAUGGCCGAGGUCAAGAACACACGUGGCCACAUUGACGUGGUGAUCAACAAUGCCGCGAUCAUGAAUGACAGCUGGCAGACUUAUAAGAAGGAAAUAUCUAUUAAUGUGAUGGCUCUCGUAACCGGUUCUCUUCGAGCCUUGGAAAUGAUGCGUCGCGAUGAAGGUGGGAAGGGUGGCACCAUCAUCAACAUGUCAUCCGUGGUCGCACUGUGUCAGCAUCCAACGCUGCCAGUCUACUGGGCUACCAAGAGCGCGGUCCUGCAGUUCAGCAACUGCCUUGGAAUGGAGGAGCACUACAGCAGAUCGGGCGUACGAGUGAUUACUGUAUGCCUAGGCGUUACCGAUACGGGCCUACUCAAGCCGCAGAAAACAGGCCGCUUCGACAAGUAUUACGAUGCUCAAUACGGGGAAGCAUUUCCCACGAUGAGAUUACAGAAAAUGGAAUCAGCAGCCAAAGGAAUUGUGGAAGCCUACAAACGCGGAGAGAGCGGCAGUACCUGGUUGGCUACACGAGAUGAGCCCGUUAAAGAUAUCACUGGGGAUAUCAGGAAGGCCUAUGACAUACUCGCUGUACAUGCCAUGCCAUAAUUUUUAAUUGCAAUAAAAUGUUUUAUCUUAA